This is a messenger RNA of Perca fluviatilis (European perch), 3751 nucleotides long. Its product is annotated as leucine-rich repeats and immunoglobulin-like domains protein 1. Gene Ontology annotation, molecular function: signaling receptor activity. The coding region runs from base 2692 to 3657 and encodes 321 amino acids. The transcript is spliced from 7 exons. NCBI's taxonomy places the organism in Eukaryota, Metazoa, Chordata, Actinopteri, Perciformes, Percidae. Gene Ontology annotation, cellular component: plasma membrane. The record is from RefSeq and is a predicted model, not a curated record. Gene Ontology annotation, biological process: immune response-regulating cell surface receptor signaling pathway.
ACACUAGUGGAUACAGUAGCUGGUUCCCACCAUGAGACUUAACAACUGCCUGACCAUCCUCCAUGUGUCCAUCUUAGCGGCUCUCUUCCUCACUUUGGAUGCUGAUAGUAAGUUUUUGUUAUUCUAUCUACCGUACAUCGCUCACUCUCAAUCUGAGCAGGUCUUUGUUUCUCUUUUGUUAAUUAACGUGUUCAAGAAUAGGAAUAAGUUAAGCAAUGUUUUGCAUGUUAAAGAUUAUAAAGACCGAAAAGGUUUUAAAUACAUGUAUUAUACCUCACACAUAAAAUCCAGCGCAGGCGUACAGACACUCAAAGACUCAACAGCGCAGCGUUAAUAACUUGACAAGGAAAUAAACUAGAUUGAAUAUGAAUGUUUUUGGUUUAAUUCCUAUAAAAGGGAAAAAGUAAAAGACAUAAGAUUUUACUCUGUGGGAAAAAAACCUGAAGAAAACCAAUGAAUUCCUGUUAAAAUGUAAAUAUCUGAAGAAAUUGGGUCUCGGAUGCUAUAACGCAGUAACUUUAGCUCAUUGUUUGCACCUCAGGGGGAUCUUUAUGGAGCAUCUUUAGAUGGUUGAUGGAAAAUAUUAGCCAUUCUUCUCAUACAACCAUUCCAGCAAGUAAAAAUGACAAAGAUUUAGCUUUUUUCUUGAGAAGAACGAUUACAAGUAAAAAGCAGGCUACAUACUGCAUGGCAGAACAGCAUUGUAAUAAGGUAGAAUCACCAUCAAAGACAUCGGGGCAGGCCUUUUGCUGUGAAAUUAAGCCUCUUGGUCACUGUUAGCUUGGUCACUAGCUUCAUACUUGGCAUCACUUUCUCACAAGUUUCCCCGAUCUCUAACAUUAAGGAGUGUAAACUUAACCCUUGUGUUGUCUUCCCGUCGCCCAUGCAACUUUUUGUUUUUCUAUGCUUUUCCUGACUCUUUUCCUGAUGUUGUCGUCACUUUUUCUGACGUUUUAGUUGCGUUUUUGCACAUUUUAAAAACAUUUUGUCGCUUUUUUCAACGUUUUUGAAGAUUUUUUAGACUUUUGUCAAUUUUUUUCAAUGUUCUUUUACCAUUUUCUUUUCCAAACCCUAUAAGAUUUGAUAAAACACCCAAAUCCAAUGAAAACAGUGAACUGACCAUUUAUUUUACUUGUAAAGAGCGUUGUGUGGAACCACCCACGUUAUCUUUUUUGGCAAUUUGGUUGAAAGAAAUCCAAAUUUCUGAUAUAUAGAAACUUUGAAAAUGGGUCCUAUUAUCCCCGAGGAUAACAGGAGGGUUAUACAGUUUUAAUUUAGAUUUGAGGUCGCACAGAACCCAAUGCAAAAAAAAAAAGUGCUUUAACCACAGAAAUACCACACAUGAUUUGUUGACCUGAAUUUGAAGUUUGAUGGCUGCAGCUGCAACAUUUCAAACCUUUUUUCUGUGCUCGGAUUCUUUUCUUGUCUACUCCUGCAGACUGAUUUUGAAAAUGUUACAUCACUUUUCACUGCUUUCAUAUUUUGUCAUCCUCAGCUGGUAUCACAUUGCCCCAGUCAUUUCUAAUCUUCUGUCAGGUGAAGUUUCAAAUUGUAAAGUUGAAAUUAAAGUACGCAGCAUGCUUCUCCUUGGAGAAGACCUUCGGAUUAACUGCACGGUUGCUUUUUGUAACAAUUCACCACCAGGACAGUCUCCUGGUAUAAAGUUGGGGAAACUAAACGUGUCCCUGUCAAAGUCUGCAGUCACAUUAAAACAGACUGUAAACUUGUAAAGCAUUUAGAAGGGAUAUCGUUUUUGGUCUUUGAAAAAAUACGCAAAAGUGACUCAGGUGUGUAUCAGUGUAAAGUGGGAGGCAGUUUGAGUCCUGAGAUCAGCGUCUCUGUCCAUGGUGAGUGAUCCUUCUGCACAGCAUGGAUUAUACUGGACUGUACAGAUGCUGAAUUCACUCUCUCACAGUGACAUCGCCAUUUAGGCUUACAUUCUUUACUGACGCGGAGUCAAAUGUCCUCUUUUAUCUCACAGAGACCCCAGAAGACACUUUCUGGCCAUAUGUGUACCGUGGCGUCGGACUCACAGUGUUUGUCCUCAUAAUGAUAACUUUAUGUGUUGCAUCAAGAUGCAGGUGUAAAGGUGAGGAGUUUGGAUCUUUACAUACAGUGAUUGUUCAGCAGCAGAGGCACUCUGCAGACGUCCUGAUGAAGGAGAAUCCAGGGACACACCAGAUCUGAGUUGCCAGCCCUCCCAUGAUGCAUUGCCUCCCAUUCAUAUCUAUGAAAACGAUUAGUAGUCCCCAUAUCUGUGCCUUGAUAUCAAUCUGCUCACUUCAAAUGAUUCAUAUCAAAACAUUUCAUAGUAUUCAUUUCAAGAUUUUGUAACCUGCAACUUGUAUCUAAUUUAUUCACAUUUUUCCUGAUACUUGUUUAUCAAUGCUUGGCUUUGCUGUUAUGUUUUGUAUUUGUAUGUAAUAUGCUUUGUGAAUGAUUAAUGUGGUUCUCAUGGCCUUAAAAUGAACAUGUACAUUUUUACAUUGACCAAAUUAAAUGAUUAAUUGACCCAUUGUUUUUAAAAUGAUGUGUUUACUGUUGUGCAUACUAGUAAGUGUAAUGGGGAUAUGCAUACGCCAAAGACCACCGAAAGCAGGAAGUAAAGUACACCAUUGUUGUAUCUAGAGCUGACAGUGAUAGCUGUUCUCCACACGUGGACACAGCAGCUGGUUUUUGAGUGUGUCCACCAUGAGACUUAACUACUGCCUGACCAUCCUCCAUGUGUCCAUCUUAGCGGCGCUCUUCCUCACUUUGGAUGCUGAUAGUACGGAUUCAACUUGCGACAUAGAAAUUAGAGUACGUCGCGGCACGGUUUAUGAAGCUGUCCUUGGAGAAGACCUUCGGAUUAUCUGCUCAGUUGCUUUCUGCAACAAUUCCCCACUGACAGUCUCCUGGUAUAAAUAUGAGACAACUAAACCUGUCCCUGUUGAUGUCAGCAGCAGCAGUCACAUUAAAACAGAGUGGACACAUUUAAAGCCUUUAGAAGGGAUAUCGUAUUUGAUCUUCCAAAAAAUACUCAGAAAUGACUCAGGUCAGUAUCAGUGUCACACUGGAGGCAGUAUGAGUCAUAGCAUCAACGUCUCUGUCUAUGGUACGGAUUCAACUUGCGACAUAGAAAUUAGAGUACGUCGCGGCACGGUUUAUAAAGCUCUCCUUGGAGAAGACCUUCGGAUUAACUGCCCAGUUGCUUUCUGCAACAAUUCCCCACUGACAGUCUCCUGGUAUAAAUUUGAGACAACUAAACCUGUCCCUGUUGAUGUCAGCAGCAGCAGUCACAUUAAAACAGAGUGGACACAUUUAAAGCCUUUAGAAGGGAUAUCGUAUUUGAUCUUCCAAAAAAUACUCAGAAAUGACUCGGGUCAGUAUCAGUGUCACACUGGAGGCAGUAUGAGUCAUAGCAUCAACGUCUCUGUCUAUGGUGAGGUCAAGCUCACCACUGUUACAUGGACGACUUUGGAACCAGAGAGCACAGAAGAGACUUUCUGGCCAAAUGUGUACCGUGUUGUUGGAAUCAUGGCGUUUGUCAUCACGGUGCUAACUGUAUGGGUUGCUUCAAGCUGUGGGUGUAAAGGAGAAUCCAGGGACACACCAGAUCUGAGCUGCCAGCCCUCCCAUGAUGCAUUGACUACCACCACUAUCUAUGAAAAUGUUUAGUAGUCUAUCUGUGCCUUGAUAUUAAUCUGCUCAGUUAAAAUGACUCAUAUCAAAACAUUUCAUAGUAUUCAUUUCAAGAUUUUGUAACCUGCAA